UGGACGUAACAUCAAUAAAAAAAGAGAAAGAUUUGAGUAAGACAAGGGAAUGGUUUUAACUGAAAUUAGAAAUCAGGCCAUUGUUUUAUUAACAUGGUCUCUCACAUGCAACUUUACUACUUGAAUAACUAUUAGAAAUGAUAUCAGAAGUUAUUAAGAUUAAGGUUAGGGUUAGAGGAGGGAGUUAGUGUUUGUAUUUGCACUUGUCUUUGCUUGUUUGAAUUCGUGUGAAUAGUUUAUGAGAGCAGGUUCUUUUGUUUUCAUUCAGUCAGUCAUCUUCAUUUAUGACUUUACCAUGGUCAGGUGUGUGGAAGAUCCUGAGACUAUCCUGGGAAUACUGGGUGUGAUGUGGGAACAUCGCAGGACGUUUAGACUUGCCAGUGAUUUGGGGACGUGGGAGGAAACCAGAGUUAAUGAAUUAUUUUAAGUGUUAACUAAUAAAUGGGUUCUUCUCAAGCACGGUACACAGUAGAUUGUACCUUUCUCAGGGCCUUUGCGACUGCGACACCAUUAUUUGGACACUUUAUUUGUGUUGUAAUGAGUUUGUUGUAUUUGCUGGGAUUUGAUAUUUGCUGAAAUCCAUUAGCUUAUUAUUCAGUGGCUGAGGAAUGCUUUCCCUACAUACACAGACUAAACCUCAUUUGUGUGACCGAAGAAAUGGUUAUUUGGAAUUAAACGUCUCUUUCAUCACCCAGCCCUCAAAAUCCAACACACACACACACACACACACACGCACGUAGACAGCUCAUGAUCGCUCUUGAGGUGGCUUACCAGAGCCAGUAAUCUAGGGGGCAGUGACAUCACUCAUCUCAAAUUGUGUGUAUCUGAGGAUUAAGAAGGUCACGGGGAGGAGGAGUGUGCAGUUGUGUGACCUGUUACGCAGUUUUAGUGCAGGACCAUUUCCAACAUUUCGACACACACACACACACACACACACACACACACACGGGUGUUUUUGUACUCACACACUCGUUGAGCAGACGCCUACAUGAUGGAAGGCAUGGCAGCAGCAGCAAUGGCAGAAGCACACAUGGAGGAACUGGUGGAGCAAUCUGAAGCAGCUGAAGAUAGAGAAGCUCAGCUGAGAGAACUCUACCAUGACGGUCCUCUCUUUGCACCUGAAGUAGACUUCAUAGUAGACGAGCACAGCUCAGCGCACAGUAACAUGGAGGUGACAGACAGGCUCAUGUACCUGGAGCAGCGCCUCCAGAUGCAGGAGGAUGAAGUGCAGCUGCUGAAGAUAGCUCUGGCUGAUGUGCUCAAGAGACUCAACAUUUCAGAGGCACAAACUGCUGCUCUCACCAAGAGAGGGCCUGUUAAAGCAUCAAGGCCUGUGUCUUUAUCCCUGCCACCCAGAACAACCAGCAAUACCUCCAGCUCCCUGAAGAAGAGCUCUGGCUCCACACUACCCUCUUCCACAUCCUCUAAGAAGUACAACCCUUUGCCAGCCAGCAAAAGAAGUCCAGCAAGCAGCACAAAAGACAGUUCGAGUGUUCCCGCAAGCCGACGCACUGCUCUGACAGCCAGCACCACCACAACCCCCUCAGCAAACCGAAGGAGACCAUUGCAAGUGUUGUAGCGACCCACCAUGUUACCCACUGCAAAGGUAGGCCUCAUGCCACUCUUACCCUUAUCAUAUUCAUAUAUCUCAUUUAUCAGUGAGAGUGACAGAUAUCACAGUAAGAACAUCUUGGAAACUUGGGAUAACUAUUCUUAUGAGUCUUUGUUGUUACUUUAUUUUAUAUCCCUUUUUCUAAACCUUCCUCUAUUUUUCACUGCACUUCCACCCCUUUCUGGUUUCUGAUCCCCACCAUCAUGCACCCUUCACUUAGUGACUAUGCAGAUCUAUCUGAGCCACCCAGCAAAAAAGACUGGAACUUCUGAGAAUGCAGUUGCUGCAGCCGUGCAGCUGAAUGUGUGCCCAUCUGCCAGUGGUCCAUGUCCAGAUAAAGCAGCCUCAGACAAGAGGAAAGUAGGAACUGGGAAGAAGCCUCCUUGCACACUAUCCCUGCACAGGAGCACAUGUCAGAGCCCCUUUUCCCCUGCUGAAACCCCCAUCUACAAGAGUCCCAUCAAGUCCCCUAGCCAGUAUUUCCAGAUCUGUUACUAAACACACAGUAUAGUAGAACCUGGACAAUUG
Molecule: messenger RNA, 2140 nt
Organism: Ictalurus furcatus (blue catfish)
Lineage: Eukaryota; Metazoa; Chordata; Actinopteri; Siluriformes; Ictaluridae
Product: echinoderm microtubule-associated protein-like 1
Exons: 6
Coding region: 989-1579 (196 amino acids)
Source: RefSeq, a predicted model, not a curated record